AUGGACAACCUCGCGUAUUCCAACAUCGAAGACGACACUCCCUCACCACCUCCACAACAAUCCCAAGAAGAAUAUGAGAUGGAUCUCCGCCAUCAAGACCAGAUGGCUCGUGCCGGAUUGGGAGAAAGUUCGACGAGACAAAUGAAUUAUAUUGCUCGCCAGGAAUCAGAUUCUGUGGCUCCAGAAGCCGUAACACAGGAGGCUCCAGAAGCUCCACAACCCGAACCAAUCCAGGAGGCUCCAGAAGCCACCGGAGCCCAGAAGGCUCCAGAAGCUAAGGAUCCGGGAAAUUCGUUCUGGGGACGCCAGUGGAAGCUCCUCAAGUCCAUCGUGUGCUGCAACUGCAAGUCUUCAUGCUUCUAG
Caenorhabditis remanei is the source of this 363-nucleotide messenger RNA. RefSeq lists its product as uncharacterized. The transcript is spliced from 2 exons. The coding region runs from base 1 to 363 and encodes 120 amino acids. NCBI's taxonomy places the organism in Eukaryota, Metazoa, Nematoda, Chromadorea, Rhabditida, Rhabditidae. The record is from RefSeq and is a predicted model, not a curated record.